AUGUCAUCAACAGCCAUCGCCACUCGCUCCACGAGCAAGUCACCGAGCUUCUCCACCCCAUUGAAGAAGUCUGCUCAGGUCGUGGACAGCCCCGGCAACUGGAGACACCCGCGCCUUGAAGAGAUCACAAGACGACAGAAUGCCACCGUGUUCAACGAGCGAAACAUCAGAACGAUUGUCUACAAUGUCGGUGCGCUUGCGGCUCUGUGGGUAUUGCAUCUGUUCUCCACACGGCUGGGUCUGAUGCGAUUAUUCACCGGCUCGACGAAGACGGCUCGCUCUCUUGCCGCUGGUCCGACGGAAGGACGAUCUGUCAGACAUUCCGCUCACACCAUCCCAACGCAAACUCCUUGGCUUGCCACCCGCUGCCGCUACAGCAACACCGAACUCGGUAUAUAG
This is a messenger RNA of Phaeoacremonium minimum UCRPA7, 399 nucleotides long. Its product is annotated as putative nuclear pore complex component protein. Lineage: Eukaryota; Fungi; Ascomycota; Sordariomycetes; Togniniales; Togniniaceae. The record is from RefSeq and is a predicted model, not a curated record. Gene Ontology annotation, cellular component: nuclear outer membrane; nuclear pore transmembrane ring. The transcript is spliced from 3 exons. Gene Ontology annotation, biological process: spindle pole body duplication; protein import into nucleus. The coding region runs from base 1 to 399 and encodes 132 amino acids.